GCAGGGCUGCUGGUCAGUGGGAGCAGACACAACUAUUAUACAUUAAUAAAAGAAGGCACCUCCAAUAAUGCUGGGAAGUACAAUUAUAAACCGUCAACAACAUAUUGGACUGCAGAAGCUCUCCGCCUUGGCAGGAAUCACACACUCCUCUUUGGGCCCCACUAAAAAGUACAAGUUUAUCCAAGAUGACACAAGUGGGGAGUCAGCUCUUGCAUGCUCAUGUUGUCGCAUCAUUGAGAACCUGGAGCUGACCUGUGCGGUGGGUCAGCUGGUUUAUGAGACUCUUCAAGCCCACCAGAAGGUCUAUAAUACAGGAUCAGGAUGCCUGCUUUUCCUCGCAGGAGCGUGGAGCCGUGCCGCCCUGGAGUGCCUCCAGAGAGGAAUUUCAGUAUCACACAUCAUCUCAGCUAUGUCUGAAGGGAUUGAUAUAUGCAUCGAUGUUUGCAGGAAAUGCUGUGUCUCAACCGAGGGUCUUGGUGUGGAGCAAUCAGAGAGCUGCACUGAGACAUCUCAUGGCUUAGGACUUCAACUAUCAAAGAAACCCAUAACAGAGGCUUCACAGGUGUUGUGCUACCUGCAAGGCACAACUAAUGUUGGUCACAUGAUGACUCCAAACACUGGUGGACAACGGAAAGUAAAGCUCAGCAGACAUUUUUGUGAGACCAAGUCUAAAAGUGUCUCCACAGUACCACAACUUAAUCAGCCUGUGCUCCUUAACGUUGCUCACAUUGCUGAGGGAUUGAGUCACGGUUAUGUCGAUGCAAUGAAUUUAGUAGUGGAAGCCAAGCAGAUGCAAUCAAAAAAUAAUCAACAAGAUAUCAGCUGUUCCACAUUUGACAUAACUAAAGUGGUGACUUGUGUUCUGCCUGGUUUACCAGAGGACCAUGCGUGCGUGUUACCAGGCUGCAUGGUUCUCUUAUCUGCUGAACAGGCUUCAGUUGCACAUCGCUUUAAAGAUCAGCGCGUGAAGGUUGCUCUUAUUAAUGGAGAUUUGUCAGAUACGUUUCGCCAUCUUGGCUUUAGUAGGCCAGCAGGUGUACAGCAUGUGAGUGACCAGUCAGCUUUAAGUUCAAGCAAAGAAGAGGAGUGGAUGGCAAAGGUUGUGGCGCUUCUGCUGAACCUGGAAGUGAACCUGAUACUAGUCAGUGGGGUUGCUAGUGAGAACGUCGUUCAACGCUGCUGUCGACAUCAUAUACUUGUGGUGGAAAAAGUGAAGACUUCUAUUUUGAAGGCAUUCGCUGAUUCAACAGGAGGUGUUCCAGUGACUUAUGCCACACAGUUGAGUAAGCACUGUGUUGGCUCUGGGGUGAAGGCUGUGAUAUGGAGGGACCUCAGCAGCUCUGAGGGACAGUUUUUAACAGCUGUGAAUAUUUCCCCUGGUGGGAACAGCGGGUUGGUCACAGUGAUCCUCACGAGCUGCGUACACGGAAAGCUGCAGGCUCUGGAGGAUCAGUUUUGGGCCUGUGCUUAUCGUUUACACCACGCGCUGAAAGACAAAGCCCUGCUUCCUGGUGCUGGAGUGACAGAAAUGCUGUGUAUUCAUCACCUUCAAAAGCAAGCAGGCCACCAUGUUGCAGAGAGAGCAGCUAACCCUUACAGGGGUAUAGUGUUGCGCCUCAUGGCAGAUGGUUUGAUUGAUUACAUAUCUACGGUAAUGGUUAACACUGGUAGGUUUUCAAAAGUGAAAGCCAGGACUGUGGUGAGCCAACAGCUGCAGCACUGCAACGGACAUCUAGGCAUUGCUUCAAAGUUCUCACAACUUUUCUUGGAGGGUGAAAAAGAAGACAGUGCAGUUUUCUCAGCAGUGAAAUCCGAUGGAGCGCCAGCAAUGAAAGUCUAUGAUAAUCUGAGUGUGAAGCUGGAAGUAUGGAGGAAAGCCUUAGAUCUGGUUUUCCUGGUCUUGCAGACUGAUGCAGAGGUCAUCACAGGCAUAGACCAAAACACUGAUGGUUCACAGGAAAAUCUGAUGCUGUUAUGAUCUUCAUGCAGCAUCUUGGGGAAUUAUCAGAACAACUUUCUGAAGUUUGUUUUUUUUUUUUUCAAAAUUGUUUAAAAGUUCAUUCAGCCUGCAAACAUAUCUUUAGAAAUAUGAAAUUAAGUUGUUUUUUUUUUUCUUAAUGACUAGUACAAUGUUCAAAAAAAGUUUUUCUUUUUUUCUUUUAUGCGUUCGAUGAAUAGCCAAAGGACCUUAUUCAGAAAGAUAAUUUUAGUGAGGCAUGUUUUUUUUCUACCACAUGGGGGAGACACAUGAUUAUGUGACACUGAAGUCCAUCUGACUCCCUCGUGUAAGUUAAUAUAUGUAAAUAUGACUAAUUAGUUGGCCAAAAUUGUUGACCGAUUAUUGGCCAAUUAAUGACCGAUAUUUCCAAUAGAAGGUAUGCAUGGGUGAGACCCAGAUAUUUCAAACAUGCCCACAGAAUGAAAAUAAAAUGUAAGUUAAGGAAUCAGAAAAAAGGAGCAAGACAACAUGUAUGAAGGGUAAAGUAUUUUUAUUUAUUUAUUUCAAAUUUUGAAUUUUGCCCCUUCACUCUUUGCUAUGAUAAACGAUAAAUGAGCACAGUAUCAUAAACAUAUGAAGAUCAGUCGUAAUCAUAUAUUUCCCUGCUUUAAUUUAAUUUGUCUUUGUUGUCGCACUGUUUCUCUUGAGGAUGCUGCGUACUGUUCUCAUGGGAAAUACCCUAAAUUUCAGUUUAUUUUAUUUUAUUAACCAGGCCUGACUCACCUGACACUAUUUAUACGUGCUCUUGUAAACACCUUGUCUUCAUGCUCACUUCAGCCAGGGAAAACAAAUACUACAUGUCCAAAACCCACAAUUAAAUUUCCCUUUAAUGGAGCAUGGGAGGAAUUUUGUCGUGCCAGUACUUCUUUUUAGUCUUGUACACUUCCUUAACGAUAUUUGCCUACGCUUCGUUAUGUGUCUGCAGCUUGGCUUGCACCGUUCAGAUCGAACACUGACUCUGCCUCCAUGCCAACCGCUGUGGUUUUAUGACCUUCUCUGUCAUAAUGGGAAUAAUUGAUGGGGAAAAGAACGCCUCCAGACAGUGUAAAUGUUCUGGGUUAAGUCUUAUUAGGUCCGGAAGUUAUUUUAGUUGUUUGAAUUCUGGAAACCUUUUUUAAGCUAAUAUUUCCCCUCCUACAUGAUCAUUAAAAGGUCACAGGAAUAUUAAAAAAAGCACCAAUGCUCGGACCGUUGCAUGCCUCAGUAUUAGAUCCAUAAAGCUAGUUCAUCGUGGAAUUUAGGGUUGUGUUACAGUAUUUUGAACAAAUGUAGGAUUAUUAUAGGGUAUCAGCUGACAAACGUCAGUCCAACCUGACAAACUGUUACUGCAACGAGAAAUGCCUACUACCUGGAAAAAACAACCUGAAAACAACAUGAAAGUGUGCUCUUUGCCGUCCUCAGACUUUUUCCUAUUGAGUGUGUUGUACCUCAGAGGUGUCAGUUGCAACAUGUGAGAUCUUCCAUUUCCUCCCAGAUCAGCGAGAGAGCUUCUUGUCGUGUUCUAAAAAUAGUUUAGAGAAAUUAAAACGUUACAAAGGCUUUAACAGCCUCGACUCAGGCAUCACUCAGCGGCGUUGUCGACGUGAGAGGGUGGGGUGUGACACAACAUAACAAACAACACUGGAAAGGAAAUUAGAAUGGCAAAGUCAGUGAUACAUCUGAGAGUUCAGACUGAGUCCACACUUUGUCCAUCCCAUGCAUCAGAAGAAACCUUAGACUGAUGGAUGCAUACAUAGAUAUAAAGCAUUUUUAAUUCUGAAAUUAUAAAGGGAAAAAGCAACUGUUUGGCUUUAGGA
Toxotes jaculatrix (banded archerfish) is the source of this 3795-nucleotide messenger RNA. RefSeq names its product Bardet-Biedl syndrome 12 (gene bbs12). The coding region runs from base 68 to 1978 and encodes 636 amino acids. Gene Ontology annotation, biological process: chaperone-mediated protein complex assembly; photoreceptor cell maintenance. The transcript is spliced from 2 exons. Gene Ontology annotation, molecular function: ATP binding. Lineage: Eukaryota; Metazoa; Chordata; Actinopteri; Toxotidae. The record is from RefSeq and is a predicted model, not a curated record.